AACGGCUAUGAUUACUCACACCUACCAAAACAAACUGUCCAUGCGAGUUUCUUUUUGCCAAAAAAUCGCAGCCGGUAUCCAUUGCAGAAACUACCCAACUGCCUCACACCACUUGUUUUGCCAUCUACAAAGUAGAAGAAAGCAGCAAAAUCAUCGUUUGAUCGAAGCUUAUUAUCACACUUGUUCUUGCAAUCUUCUGGAGACCAAACACAAACUCUGAGAGCGAUUAAGUAUACUAACCAUGCCCACCAACGAAGGAUUCUCAGGUGUAUCCAAUUGCUAUGUGUUCAAGAGUAGAUUGCAGGAGUAUGCACAAAAGGCAGGCUUGCCUACUCCUGUAUAUGAGACAAUCAAAGAAGGCCCUUCUCAUGAGCCAUCAUUCAGGUCGACAGUGAUUGUGAAGGAAGUUAGAUAUGAUUCUUUACCUGGUUUUUUCAAUCGGAAGGCGGCAGAGCAAUCGGCUGCUGAGGUUGCUCUUGUGGAGUUGGCUAAAGCUGGCCAAAUUAAUGAAUCCACUUCUCAACCUGUUCAUGAAACAGGAUUAUGCAAGAAUCUACUUCAGGAGUAUGCACAAAAGAUGAAUUAUGCAAUUCCUUUAUAUGAGUGCCAAAAGGAUGAAACACCAGGUCGAGGGCUUGUUUUUAAAUGUACUGUUGAGAUUGGGGGGAUUCGGUAUAUUGGAGCAUCAGCAAAAACCAAAAAAGAAUCGGAGAUCAAAGCUGCUAGAACUGCUUUGUUAGCAAUCCAAUCGAGUGGAUCUGAUAAACCAAGUGGCAACUCUCAAUUAACGGUAAUUCCAUGUAGAAAAAGGGGAGUUGAGACUAGUGUUCAAGAGGAGAUGGCAAAUAUUCCCAAGCCUAAGAAGGCCCGGUUUAAAAAGAAAAGGUUGAAAAACAAGCUCUCCGGGGACAGGAUAGACAAUGCUCAAAGUGAACUUACUGAACACUUGGAUACUAUGGAUGGUCAAUCUGGAUCAGAAACAGAUCAAACUGAUGGUUCCAUCAUUCGAGGAGCAAAUUGCAAACCUCUAGCAAUGGGAACAACGAUGACUGCCCAUGAUGGAAAGCCUGAUACUGACUUGAAUGAAAGAGAAACUUCUGAUACUAAAGGUGCUUUGACUUCGAAUGACUCUGGUUAUCCUGGAAGUGGACAGUCAGCAUCUCCAAAUUUUAAUCAAAGCAAUCAUGGGACUGGUGCGGAAAUAUCAGCUGAGUCUAAUGCUGGAACAGGUAAGGUUACUGGAAUUAUAGAGGCUACUUCAAUGGCAAACAAUCCUGUGCUCAAAUAGAUAGGGGCUUCAAAUGCUUAAAAAACUACAGAGAGAGAAUUGAGAUUAAUGCGAGCCAAGAGUAGGACAAACUGGAAAUAUAUUGGGUUUUAGUUGCAGUUGCGUGAAGUUGGUAUUUUGAGAUUAUAGGUGUAGAACUAGAAGGUACUGAGAGUAUCAAUAGAUUAACACUACGAAAAUUUCAGGUACACUGGUUGAUUAAAUUGUCCAAAAAUAUUGGAUUAGACAUGGAAAUGUGAUAACAAUAUCUGGCAUCCUUACCGCUGCUCGAUCUGUGUGGAUGUACCUUUGCGGGGUGAGUGGUUCUAUGAAGCAUUUCUAUUCUCCC
This is a messenger RNA of Populus euphratica (Euphrates poplar), 1616 nucleotides long. RefSeq names its product double-stranded RNA-binding protein 1-like. NCBI's taxonomy places the organism in Eukaryota, Viridiplantae, Streptophyta, Magnoliopsida, Malpighiales, Salicaceae. Gene Ontology annotation, biological process: regulation of gene expression; RNA processing. The transcript is spliced from 3 exons. The record is from RefSeq and is a predicted model, not a curated record. Gene Ontology annotation, cellular component: nucleus. The coding region runs from base 242 to 1288 and encodes 348 amino acids. Gene Ontology annotation, molecular function: ribonuclease III activity; double-stranded RNA binding.